Nomia melanderi (Alkali bee) is the source of this 614-nucleotide messenger RNA. The record is from RefSeq and is a predicted model, not a curated record. Lineage: Eukaryota; Metazoa; Arthropoda; Insecta; Hymenoptera; Halictidae.
UACGCGCCAAUGUUUACGCGCAUGCGCGGGUGGUUUGUAUACUUUUCGUAAAUUGGCAGUUGUAUCGUCGGUCCCUGGAAUUUCGUCGAAUAUCGUGUGUAACAUUGAGUUUUAAAAUGUCUAUUAUGCCGUUAUGGCCAAAUUUACAACCCAGGACCACCGAUCCGUUGUGGUUUAACGCCGACAAACCGUGCGAUGACGAAAGUGAGGUAGCUGCGCUCGAAGCAGAACACCAAGCUUGGAAGGAACACAUUCGAAUACAAGGAUACGAUCACAUCCCUAUCGGCAAGACGGUCAGUGACAUGAGGGGAUCGUUGGAGGAGGAGGAGGAAGAGGAGGAAGAGGAGGGAGAAGGAGAAGAAGAAGAGGAAUCGGAUACACACGAAGAGGAGGAAGAAGAAUUGGAUGAAAUCGAUAUGGAAGUGAGCUACUCGCAUCAGCAACAGAGAUCCAGUCCAAUGGACACAGUGUCGGAUCCAGUGUCCAUCAGAAUGUGUGCCGAGCGAUAGCGAACUGGAAGGAACACGGCGCGUCGCGAACGAAGAUGGAGGACGCAGGCUGCUCUCUCGGCGAUUACGAGUCGCUGGGGCCUCGUAGACUCUUUCCUGCCUUCC